Messenger RNA from Diospyros lotus (date-plum), 2626 nucleotides. Its product is annotated as serine/threonine-protein kinase-like protein CCR4. The transcript has a single exon. Gene Ontology annotation, molecular function: protein serine/threonine kinase activity; ATP binding. The record is from RefSeq and is a predicted model, not a curated record. Bases 188 to 2551 code for a protein of 787 amino acids. Gene Ontology annotation, biological process: protein phosphorylation. Lineage: Eukaryota; Viridiplantae; Streptophyta; Magnoliopsida; Ericales; Ebenaceae.
AAACCGCGUUAUCUCUCAUCUUUGAUUCUUCCUUCUCCCAGGACCUAACCCACCUUCAAAUUGCCCUAAAACUCACCUUCUUCUUAAUCACAAACUCAUCUCACCUUUAUCAUCAUCUGCUUAUUCUUCUUCUUCUCUCUCUCUCUCUCUCUCUCACCAUGAACUUUUCUUUCUUCAAGCUCUUCCCAUGUCUCUUCUUCUCAGCCAAACCUUCUGUUUCCUUUCUCUAACUCUCUCCUUCCUUUCCCUUUUCCAGUCCGCCCAUUCUCUCUCCACUGUAGCAAUCUCUGAAACUGGCAGCCUAACACUGAUCUGCGCAUCAAUUCAUUCUUCAAACCGCCAGAAUUACCUCAACUGUACCAGUUUUCCUGACAGAACACAAGUUCCUAUCUCCUUCCUCAACACUUCAGUAUCAGGACUUGUGGCCGGAAAUGGCUUCCUUUGUGGCUUGAGCUCGCUGACCUCUCCUCGACCCACUUCAGUUCUGGUCUGUCGCAGAGCCUCCAACGCCAGCCAUGGCAAUAUAUCCUAUAAGAGGAUAUACAAAGGGCCGCUUCUCAAAGAUCUGGAUGCCGGAAACUCUCACAUUUGCGGCGUAGUGAACGAGACUAAUCGCCUGGAGUGCUGGCAAUGGCGAAGAUUCAAUUCCAGUGUGAGUAAACCUUGGAACUUCUCAUCCAUUGCCGUAGGAGAAAAUUUUGUUUGUGGGUUAUCCAAAUUGGGAAACAUCAAGUGCUUGACGGAGCAAAACAAUGAAGUCAAGAGCACCGUCGCCGGCCACGAGCCCGCCGGAAACUACAGUGUGAUUUCCGCCGGAUUCCACCAUGCUUGUGCCAUUUCUCUGAAUGGCAAUUUGGAUUGCUGGGGAGAUAUGGCGGCAGCAGAGAAGAGAAGGCCAGAUGGCUACUUCACUUCCUUGGCCUUGGGAGAUGGCCGGAGCUGCGCAAUGAGAGAUAAUGGAACAGUGGUUUGCUGGGGAGUAGGCGAUUUCAGUUUGCCGGAGAGUUUGCGAGCCACUGGCUUCAUUGCCAUCGAAGCCAAACGCAGGAUUUUCUGUGGAAUUGUUCUGUCGAACUAUUCAUUGUAUUGCUGGGGUAGUGAGACUCUGGAUUCAAAUCCAAUGGUGUUUGAGAAGGUGGUGCCGGGGCCUUGUACACCUUCAUGCCCUUGCAGCCGCCCUUUGCCUAAUUACGACGACUUUUGCAGCCAAGGCCUAAUGGUCUGUGAGCCUUGCGCCAGCCGGCCUCCCGGUGGAAGUCCGCCCCCUCAGGGAACCACCAGUGGCGGCGGCGGCGGCGGCGAUUGGACCAAGAAGAACGUUGCAUUCCUAGUGGUGGGCUGUCUCGGGUCGACCAUGUCAUUGCUGAUGAUCUGCGGCUACUUGUUUUGUAAGUACUGCAAAGUAAGGGGCUCCCGGGUUCACGACUCUGGCCCGCUGGACGAUCAAGAGGCCAACCCACCUCGGCAGGGCGGCCGAUCUUCCAAUUUUGAAGCUCCACCGCCGGCGGCAGCCACCGGCGGGCCUGUUCUAGACAAGCGGCUGAGCCAUUUGGCCAGUAUUGGAAGUGGGAGCCACUUGCAAGAAUUCUCCCUGGAGGUUCUCCAUCAAGCCACAAACACUUUCUCUGAUGAGUACAAGAUCGGCUCCGGCAGCUUUGGCUCAGUCUACCACGCCAUACUAGACGACGGCCUCGAAGUGGCCAUCAAAAGAGCCGAAGCAUCUACCACUCAAUUCCACUUAGCCAACACCAAACGCCAAGAAGAAGAUAAAGACGAUGCCUUCGUCAAUGAGCUUGAAGCCUUGUCCCGCCUCAACCACAAGAACCUGGUAAGGCUAUUUGGGUAUUGUGAAGACAAUAACGAGCGAAUAUUGGUCUAUGAGUACAUGAAAAACGGCACACUCCAUGACCACUUACACAAGCUCAAAAGCUCACCUUUAAUGUCAUGGCCUAAUCGGAUCAAGGCGGCGCUCGACGCGGCCCGCGGGAUCGAGUACCUCCACAUGUACGCCACCCCGCAAAUCAUCCACCGCGACAUCAAGUCAUCCAACAUAUUGCUGGAUGCCACGUGGACUGCCAAGGUGUCCGAUUUCGGGCUGUCCUUGAUGGGGCCAUCGGAUGAGGAGUCACACCUUUCGCUCAAGGCUGCCGGCACACUUGGAUACAUGGACCCAGAGUACUAUAGGCUGCAACAAUUAACAGCCAAGAGCGAUGUGUAUAGCUUUGGGGUGGUGCUGCUUGAGCUGCUAUCUGGGUACAAAGCCAUUCAUCAGAAUGAGAAUGGGGUGCCUAGAAAUGUGGUUGAUUUUGUGGUUCCAUACAUAGUUCAGGAUGAGAUACACAGGGUUUUGGACCGGAAUGUACCGCCGCCAACCCCGUUCGAGAUCGAGGGGGUGGCUUAUGUGGGCUAUCUGGCUGCAGACUGUGUAAUGCUUGGAGGGAGGGAUAGGCCAACCAUGACAGAGAUUGUAAAUAACUUAGACAGAGCUCUGGCUGCAUGCUUGGCAGCUCCAUGGCAGUCAUCUCCGUCCACAACUGGGUCGCCUGCAUAAAAUUUGCAGUAGAUAUUGUAUUGUUCGUGUAAUUUCAUCGUGGGUUCACAUUAGAUCCAUUGUGAAGUGAUUUAA